This is a messenger RNA of Serpula lacrymans var. lacrymans S7.9, 656 nucleotides long. RefSeq lists its product as uncharacterized. Lineage: Eukaryota; Fungi; Basidiomycota; Agaricomycetes; Boletales; Serpulaceae. Gene Ontology annotation, molecular function: protein binding. Bases 9 to 566 code for a protein of 185 amino acids. The record is from RefSeq and is a predicted model, not a curated record. The transcript has 2 exons.
GCCUCUACAUGCGAACCAACACUGAGCCCUCCUCUUGGCCACCAAAUGUCCAGUUCAUCGCAGUACCACAAUAUCAUACAUCUGUCACUUCUGUUAUGCGGUCUUUCCUGACGAAGGUCAAAGUCCCUGCCGAUAGCCCAUCCUCGAGUGCAGUCUCAUCUUGCCAUUGUAGCCAAUUCGGGUUGUUUGCUGCGAAGAACAUUGCUCCGAAAAUCCAUAUACUUGACUACAUUGGCGAAGUGCAUUGCGAUGACAGACCCACCUCGGAUUACGAUCUCUCUCUUUACCGCUCUCAAGAUGGCGUGAGUGUCGGGGUGGAUGCAAGCAAAGUUGGAAACGAGGCCAGAUUUAUCAAUGAUUAUCGCGGAGUAAAAAGUAAACCUAAUGUUGUCUUCGUUGAUCGCCGAACAUCUUCUGGAGAACUACGAAUGAGCAUCUGGAGCUCGGCUGCACCUAUCAAAAAGGGAGAGGAAAUCUUGGUUUCAUACGGAAAGUCAUGGUGGCGUUCUCGGCAGUCGGAGACAAGUGACAGAGAUGAUCUAACUAUGGAUAUGGAUAUGAAGUAGGCAUGUUGGUAUCAUAACCAUCUCCAUGACUGAUGCGAUAGACAAUUUGUAGUUUGGUUGUAAUUCAAGGGGUACGCACCGGCGAAUUCC